CGCGUCACUCUCUGCGGUCGCGGAAGGCGCCCGGCGCGGCCGCAGCAUGGCGGCUGUGCGGGCGCUGCGGGUGGCGGUGCGGCAGAGGUCGGGACUCGGCCCCGCGGGGCUCAGGGCGCUGUGGGGCGGCCGCAGCAGGAAGGAGGAAAGAGCCGUGGAAGCAGCCGGAGCGGUUCCUGAGCAGGAGGAGAGGAGCGAGCCCAGCCUGAUGCAGCCCCCGCCCCGCCGCCGGAGCUUCGUCCCGCCCGAGGACCUGCAGAGCUGCCUGGAGUCCCACGUCCGGGAGGUGUUCGGGCCCUCUGUUCCCCAGGACUGGCAGCAAGCUCCGCUGCAGGAGAAGCGGCUGAAGCACCGCCUGCUGGCCGGGCUGGCGGCGGAGCUGGGACUCGCCGUCCCCAACUCGCAGCUGCACCGCAUGCGCCGCGCCGGGGACGUGCUGGGCUUCUACCGCAGCCCCGUGAGCGGCGGCAGCAAGAUGGAUGAACUCGCAGCCGCAGAGCUGCCCCCGAACCUGAAAAUCGUCUGGCAGCAGUGAGUCCCCCCCACGUAGCAUCCCUGUGCCUGGCCGGGGUGAGAGCUGUGAAUUUCAGUUCACUGAAAUCACUCAGUAAUGGUGAAGUCUCCAACAGCACUAUAAAAUAAGCUGCUGUCGAGGCAUCUUGCUGAAUUCUCCAAUGUCUGUUAAGGGCCUUGUUUUUUAAGUUUUUUCGGGUUUUAGAUUUUCUUCGCAUCUAAGAGGUGAUGCAGAUCUGCUUUUAAUCAUAUGUAGUCAGGAUGAUAAGAAAAUAAACAGUCCGAGAAAUGCA
Molecule: messenger RNA, 806 nt
Organism: Zonotrichia leucophrys gambelii
Lineage: Eukaryota; Metazoa; Chordata; Aves; Passeriformes; Passerellidae
Product: large ribosomal subunit protein mL50-like
Exons: 2
Coding region: 47-535 (162 amino acids)
Cellular component (GO): mitochondrial large ribosomal subunit; mitochondrion
Source: RefSeq, a predicted model, not a curated record